Molecule: messenger RNA, 3956 nt
Organism: Lonchura striata (white-rumped munia)
Lineage: Eukaryota; Metazoa; Chordata; Aves; Passeriformes; Estrildidae
Gene: MAN2A1
Product: mannosidase alpha class 2A member 1
Biological process (GO): protein deglycosylation; mannose metabolic process; N-glycan processing
Cellular component (GO): Golgi membrane
Molecular function (GO): alpha-mannosidase activity; carbohydrate binding
Source: RefSeq, a predicted model, not a curated record
AUGAAGCUGAGCCGGCAGUUCACGGUAUUCGGUAGUGCGGUCUUCUGCGUGGUGAUCUUCUCCCUGUACCUGAUGCUGGACCGCGGCCACUUCGACCACCCGAAGAGCCCCCGGCGGGAGGGCACCUUCCCCAAGGGCCAGCUUUCAAUAUUGCAAGAAAAAAUAGAUCAUUUAGAACGUCUGUUGGCAGAAAAUAAUGAGAUUAUUUCAAACAUACGAGAUUCUGUGAUCAAUCUGAGUGAAUCAGUAAAGGAUGGACAAAAAAAUCCAGAGGCUGUAAACUUCGGUCAAGGAUCUGUUUCUGAGCUGUUCCCUUCUGCUUCAGUUUUGCUUGCAGUUGAUUCUGAGGAUUGUUUGUUUGCUUCAAAAAGUGGAAGUCACAGUUCAGGUGUACAGAUGCUGGAUGUCUAUGACAUUCUUCCUUUUGAUAAUCCAGAUGGUGGCGUUUGGAAACAAGGAUUUGAUAUCACUUACAAUGAAAAUGAAUUUGACAAUGAACCACUUCAAGUUUUUGUUGUGCCUCACUCACAUAAUGAUCCAGGUUGGCUGAAGACUUUUGAUGAUUACUUCAGAGAUCAGACACAGCAUAUUUUAAAUAACAUGGUUAUAAAAUUGCAAGAAGACAACCGAAGGAAAUUUAUAUGGUCUGAGAUUUCCUACUUUUCAAAAUGGUGGGAUGGAAUAGAUAGCCAAAAAAAAGAUGCUGUUAAAAGGUUAAUAAAAGAUGGACAAUUUGAAAUAGUAACAGGAGGAUGGGUCAUGCCUGAUGAAGCAUCUUCUCAUUAUUUUGCUUUAAUUGACCAGCUGAUAGAAGGACACCAGUGGCUAGAAAAGAACCUUGGAGUAAAACCAAAGUCUGGAUGGGCAAUUGAUCCAUUUGGGCAUUCACCAACAAUGGCCUACCUUCUGAAGCGCACAGGAUUUUCCAGAAUGCUUAUUCAGAGAGUUCAUUAUUCAGUUAAAAAACAUUUUGCAACACAAAAGACACUAGAAUUUUUUUGGAGACAGAACUGGGAUUUGGGAUCCAGUACAGAUAUUCUUUGUCAUAUGAUGCCUUUCUAUAGCUAUGACGUUCCUCAUACUUGUGGCCCGGAUCCAAAAAUCUGCUGCCAGUUUGAUUUCAAACGACUUCCUGGAGGAAGAAUAAGUUGCCCUUGGAGAGUCCCACCAGAAGCCAUUCACGCUGGGAAUGUUCAACACAGGGCUUGGAUUAUAUUGGAUCAAUACAGGAAGAAGUCAAAGCUCUUCCGUACAAAAGUCCUGUUGGCUCCACUUGGGGAUGAUUUCCGCUACACUGAGAGCUCUGAAUGGGAUCAGCAGUACCAGAAUUACCAGAAGCUGUUUGAUUAUAUGAAUUCUCGCCCUGAAUGGCAUGUUAAGGCCCAGUUUGGAACUUUAUCUGAUUACUUUGAAGCUCUGCUUAAAGAAAGCAAUUUGGGUGAAAAGAGCAGCAAUUCACUUUUUCCUGUUUUAAGUGGAGACUUCUUCACCUAUGCAGACAGAGAUCAUCAUUACUGGAGUGGGUACUUUACAUCACGACCCUUUUAUAAACGCCUGGACAGAGUCUUGGAAUCCUACAUAAGGGCAGCUGAAAUUCUCUACUCCUUGGCUUUAGUACAGUCCAGUAAAUCUGAGAAGAUGAGUGUAUUUCCUUCUGUGGAUAACUAUAAAUUGCUGACAGAAGCUAGGAGGAACCUUGGACUCUUCCAGCAUCAUGAUGCUAUUACAGGAACAGCCAAAGAUUGGGUAGUUGUGGAUUAUGGCACCAGGCUUUUCCAUUCAAUAAUGAAUUUGAAGAAAGUAAUAAUUGACUCUGUUCAUAUUCUCAUCCUAAAAGACAAAAGUGCUUAUAACUAUGACACAGCAACUCCGCUCCUGAAGAUGGAUGAUGUUCAGGCUUCUCAAGAUUCUUUGCCACGCAAGACAGUUAUAAAGCUGACAUUGCAACCAAGAUACCUUUUGAUACAUAAUCCUACGGAGCAAGAGCGAUUUUCAGUGGUUUCAGUCAAUGUGAAUUCACCCAGAGUUAAAUUAUUGUCUCCUUUGGGAAAACCUGUUACUGUCCAGAUUAGUGCUGUUUGGGAUGGAGCAACUACAGUAUCACAUGAAGCUUAUCAGAUGUCUUUUGUGGCACAUCUACCACCUCUUGGGAUUGGAGUUUACCAGCUUCUGGAGGAUGAGAGUUCAGAAGCAGUUUUAGCUGACUAUAACAUAUAUGUAAGGAAUAGCAGGGAGGAGAUGCCAGAUGAGAUUUUCAAGAUAAAAGAGAUGCAGCAUUCUGUGGAUAAUAUAAUCUUAGAAAAUACAUACAUGAAAUUAUGGUUUUCUGGAAUGUCUGGAUUACUGGAGAAAAUAAACACCAAGGAAGAUGGUAAAAAUCAUCAAAUGAAGAUGGAGUUUGCUUGGUAUGGAACUACCAGUAACCGAGAUAAAAGUGGAGCUUAUCUCUUCUUACCUGAUGGAGAUGCCAAGCCUUAUAUUUUUACAGACCCACCUACCAUACGAGUUGCUCAUGGAGUGAUUUUCUCAGAAAUUGUUUGUUUUUUUCACCACGUGACGCAUACCAUACGGCUAUAUAAAGUCCAGGGUUUGGAAGGUCAGUCUCUUGAAGUUUCCAAUAUUGUGGACAUAAGAGGAGAAUAUAAUCGUGAACUUGCAAUGAGAAUUUCAUCUGACAUAAACAGUCAAAAUAGAUUCUAUACUGAUCUUAAUGGAUAUCAGAUCCAGCCUAGACUGACGAUGAGCAAGUUGCCUCUUCAAGCAAAUAUCUAUCCUAUGACUACCAUGGCUUAUAUCCAAGAUGUUGGUGUUCGUUUGACACUUCAUUCAGCUCAGUCUUUAGGUGUUGCUAGCUUGAAAAAUGGUCAGCUGGAAGUGAUCAUGGAUCGUCGGCUCAUGCAGGAUGACAACCGUGGCCUUGGACAAGGUGUUCAAGAUAACAAGAUUACAGCUAAUGUCUUCCGACUGCUGUUGGAAAGAAGACAUGGAGCAGAUGUGAAUGAAGAGAAGGCACCAGUCAGUUUUCCAUCACUUCUUAGCCAUAUGACUUCUCUCUUCUUAAAUCAUCCUGUAAUUCCAAUGACAACGAAUACAGAUUCAGGUGUCCCAGAGUUGAUAAACACAUUUUCUCCACUGAUGUCAUCCAUGCCUUGUGACAUGCAUAUAGUCAAUUUGAGGACAAUCCAAGCAAAGGUAGAUACCAAACCAUCUGAUGAAGCUGCUCUGAUCCUUCACAGAAAGGGAUUUGAUUGUAGAUUUUCAAACAGAGACACGGGUCUGCUCUGUUCUACCACUCAGGGAAAGAUAAAGGUGCAUAAACUCUUUAGCAAAUUCAGAGUGGAAAGUCUUACACCCACAUCUUUAUCUUUGAUGCAUUCACCUCCAGAUGUCCAAAAUAUAAGUGAAAUAAACAUGAGUUCUAUGGAAAUAAAUACAUUCCGGAUUCGACUGAGAUGAAAUCCCGCUUUAAUACUCAGAUAAAGAAUCUGCAAUUGUAUCUCCUCUGAGUUUCAUGUGCAAUAAGAGGCACAUUAAUGUUAUUCCAGCUUCUGGAUACUGUGAGAAAAAGAUGCAUUCUAUAGUUUUUUUUUUUUUUGACCAACACAAUGAAAAGCCAUGUUGCAAGCAACUUUUUUCUUUGUUCAGAUUUUUCCCCCAUAAAAUAGCAACAUCAUUAUCAGUUAAUACAACAAGAAAUUUCUAUGGAUGUUAACCUCUCAACAGAUUAAAUCUCAGGUUAAAUGCUAAUUAAUGAUGUUUCUGGUGUUUUAAUUUUCAUAAACAGGGGAUUAGAUUAUAAACAGCCUUCUUUUCCUGAUUCUUGAUGAAUUUAUAUGUUAAUAACUCAGUGUAGAAAGUCCUGAUGCAGCUUGGAAAUAAAAUGGAAUAAAAUGUUCCUGUGUAGUAGCUAAUGUCCAAAUAUUUGCAAUCAUUUAUAUAAAUGACAAUAAUCUCAA